This is a messenger RNA of Fonsecaea pedrosoi CBS 271.37, 759 nucleotides long. RefSeq lists its product as uncharacterized. Lineage: Eukaryota; Fungi; Ascomycota; Eurotiomycetes; Chaetothyriales; Herpotrichiellaceae. The record is from RefSeq and is a predicted model, not a curated record. The transcript has 2 exons. The coding region runs from base 1 to 759 and encodes 252 amino acids.
AUGCCCAUUCGACAGAGACUGAUAUCGCUGAUAGUCCGUGCUCGACUCUGGCUGGGCAAAAAGCGCUUUGGCUUCCUCGGGCCGACCGUAAUCAGAGUGAGCAAGAACCGAAUUAUCAAAGGCCCAUGUGAAGUGGGAGAGCUUGAAGGCCUAGAAUACGUUGCGCAACACACCUCAAUCCCCGUGCCAAGGUCUACCAAACCUAUCGAAUUGAUGAAAAAUUAUACAUGGAGAUGGAAUAUGUCCACGGUGACACUCUUCAAGCGCUACAUCGGGCAACUUCGAGGGCUUGAACCGCCUCAAAACGGCAUAGUUGCCUCGCCAAAACUCGGACAAUGCUUCGACGUCCGUCUGGGGUACCGGCCCUUUAGCCCCUUUAGUAGCACUGAAGAAUUUCAUUCGUUUCUGCAAGGUAAUAUUCCGCUAGAGACUUGCUCGGAAGUCUUUGGUGAAGCUGUUACGCGCUGUCAUAGCCGCCAAUAUCGCACCUGUUUUUCCCACGCCGACGUUUGCCCACGCAACCUCAUCGUGCACAACCGCAAGCUUGUUGUCGUCAUUGACUGGCAAUUUGCCGGAUGGUAUCCAGAAUAUCAGGAAUAUACAAAGGCGCAUUAUACAUAUGUCAACGCCGACUGGUGGGCUAGGUUUGAGCAAGCUGUUACUCGAUAUGACGACGAACUGGCUGCAGAACGUGCUCUAUGGCGACAAUUAGAAGAGCCUGGAAUGUCCUGGAAUGUUGUACAACUAGGGCCUACUUGA